Naegleria gruberi is the source of this 1113-nucleotide messenger RNA. RefSeq lists its product as uncharacterized. The record is from RefSeq and is a predicted model, not a curated record. Gene Ontology annotation, cellular component: cytoplasm. The transcript has a single exon. Bases 1 to 1113 code for a protein of 370 amino acids. Lineage: Eukaryota; Heterolobosea; Eutetramitea; Acrasida; Naegleriidae.
AUGAGAAGAACAAGUAUAAUUAACAAGACUCCACCAAACUUGUCAUCAUUUUCAUCACCCAUUGGUAGUGGGGUAGGAAGUUUUUCAACACCUCCUCCACCAAUGAUGAUGAUACAUUCCUCAACAAUUAAUGAUGAUGAUGAACGUAUAGAAGAAGAUAUUCCAUUAAAUCAAGAAGAUGAAUUAGAAUUAUUAGAUCAUCAUCAUAAAUAUAUUGAUGAUCCAAUAGAAUAUGGUGAUCAUCACCGUCAUCAUCAUCAUCACUCUUUUAAAUCUAUUAAUAAUAAUAAUAACAGCAAUAAUAAUACUAAUAAUAUAUUAUUGAGAUCUAAUGAAGAUAAUGAAAAUAGAAAUAGUAUUGAAAGUGUAGAAUCAGAUGAUAGUAGUAGUAGUAGUGAAUCAUCUGAAUCUAUAAUAAUAUCAUCUUCAUAUGAUGAAAAAACAUUACAACAACAAUUUUAUGCAAAUAUGGUAACAGAAUGGCAAGUUAAAUAUUUAGAUUAUAAAUAUUUACUUGAUAAAUUAAAUGAUUUAAAAGAUGAAUUUAAACAUUCUGAUUUUAAUAUUAAAAAUAUUAUAUCUUCAUCUAUUAAUUUAACAAAUAGAAGAAAUAAUAAUAAUAAUAAUGAUAUAAAUAAUAAUUUAAUUGAAGAUUUUAAAUAUUUACUAUAUAAGGAAAUUAAUAAGAUUAAUAAUUUUUAUUUAGAAAAUGAAAUUUCUAUUAAUGAUGAACAUAAUAGAUUAUUAGAACAAAUUAAUAAAAUUAAUGAAAUGUAUAAUGAUAAUAAAUAUGCAAGAUCAUUAAUUUCUAAAGAUAGUAAAUCAUCAAAAUUAGAAAUUUUAACAUUUAAUCAAAAACAAAAAUUAAAAGAAGGAAUUGAAGAACAUUAUUAUAAUUUAAAUUUAUUAUUUAAUUAUAGAUUAGUUAAUUAUAAUGCUUUAAUUCAUAUUACAACAAAAUUAAAUGAAAUUACAAAAAGAAAAAUUAAAUUUACUUUUAAUGAAUUAAAUGAUGCAAUUAAUUAUAAUUCUAAAAAUAAUUCAAUUAAUACUCCUAUUAUUAUUAAUAAUAAUUUUAAUAAUAAUUCUAAUAAUAAUAAUAAUUCUAAAUAA